This is a messenger RNA of Erinaceus europaeus (western European hedgehog), 5093 nucleotides long. It is a transcript of the gene DSC1, whose product is annotated as desmocollin 1. The transcript has 16 exons. Gene Ontology annotation, molecular function: calcium ion binding. Gene Ontology annotation, biological process: homophilic cell-cell adhesion. Gene Ontology annotation, cellular component: plasma membrane; desmosome. The coding region runs from base 349 to 3051 and encodes 900 amino acids. Lineage: Eukaryota; Metazoa; Chordata; Mammalia; Eulipotyphla; Erinaceidae. The record is from RefSeq and is a predicted model, not a curated record.
UAUGUGCCAAGUGACAGUAGAAAUUUUGAAAGCUGCUAUGAGGAGGAGCUAGAGACGGGGCUUUGGGGUGUAUUGUACCCCACCCACCCCACUUGUAGGAAAGCCUCUUUCCAGCCAGAGGUAAUUAAACUGGAAAGAAGAGGACAGACCCAGGAAAAGAAGGGAAACAAUUCUGCUGCUCAUCAUUCUGUCCUUUAUCACUUGCUUCCUGAUUCUACUCCCAACCACACUCAUCACUGCCAAGGUGGCAGCAGAAUAGCCCACAGAGACAACUCUGCUCAGCCACAUUGUACAUCCUAAGCGGCGCUAUCAUCCAGCUACGCUCCCUGACCAUUGGGACCGCUUCUGAUGGCUGUAGCCUCUGCUGCCCCAGGGAGCAACUUCUCUAAGCAGCUCCUUUUCUUUCUCCUGGCUUUGAUACUUUUUUGUGAUGCCUGCAAGAAAAUUUCCCUUCAGGUUCCUUCCCAUCUUCCAGUUGAUGCACUUGUAGGCACAGUGAAUCUGAAGGAGUGUCUUCAGUCUGCCAGCCGAAUCCAAUCAAAUGAUCCUGACUUCAGAGUUCUAGAAGAUGGUUCAAUUUAUACAACACAUGACCUCAUUUUGUCCACUGAAAGGAAGAGUUUCUCCAUUUCAGUUACAGGCAGUCAGACACAGGAACACAAAGUGAUAGAAGUUGUACUGGCACCAAGAGGGAAAAAGCUUUUUGAGAGGCAAGAGAGACAGAAGAAAGACCCAGUCCUCAAACGCAGCAAGAGACGAUGGGCUCCUAUUCCAUGCUCACUGAUGGAGAACUCCUUAGGUCCAUUUCCACAACAUGUGCAGCAGGUCCAGUCUGAUGCUGCACAGAACUACACCAUCUUUUACUCUAUAAGUGGACCAGGAGUGGACAAAGAACCCUUCAAUCUUUUCUUCAUAGAUAAAGACACUGGAGACAUAUUUUGUACACGGAGCAUAGACCGAGAGAAACAUGACCAGUUUCCACUAUAUGCUUAUGCAACAACUGCAGAUGGUUAUGCCCCCGAGUACCCUCUCCCCUUAUUAUUCAAGGUUGAGGAUGAUAAUGAUAACGCCCCAUAUUUUGAAACCAAAUUAACUACAUUUACUGUGGAUGAAAAUUGCAGAUCUGGAACUUCAGUGGGAAAAGUAACCGCCAUAGAUCUCGAUGAGCCUGACACACUGCAUACUCGUCUGAAAUAUAAAAUCCUACAGCAAAUCCCAGACCAUCCCAAGCAUUUCUCCAUCCACCCAGAUACAGGUGUCAUCACCACAACUACAACUUUAUUGGACAGAGAAAAAUGUGAUACUUAUAAGCUGAUAAUGGAAGUGAGAGACAUGGCGGGCCAACAUUUUGGUUUAUUUAAUACAGGAACAAUUACUAUUACACUUGAGGAUGUAAAUGAUAAUGCACCAUCUUUUACAGAAACUUCUUAUGUUACAGAAGUAGAAGAAAAUAGAAUUGAUGUUGAGAUUUUACGAAUGACAGUAGAAGAUCAGGAUUUGCCAAAUACUCCUCACUCAAAGGCUGUAUACAGAAUUCUACAAGGAAAUGAAAAUGGCAAUUUCAAAAUUAGCACAGAUCCAAAAACCAAUGAAGCCGUUUUGUGUGUUGUUAAGCCACUGAAUUAUGAACUCCAUCAAAGUAUUCUUUUGAAAAUAGGCGUGCUUAAUGAAGCACAAUUUGCCAAAGCACCAAACUCACAAACUCCUGCUAUGUGUACGACAACUGUCACUGUCAAAAUUAAAGACAGUGAUGAGGGCCCAGAGUGUCAACCUCCGGUAAAAGUUUUCCAGAGCAAAGAUGGUUUCCCAGCUGGACAAGAUCUCCAAGGAUACAAAGCAGUAGACCCAGAAACGCGCAGUAGUGAAGGCUUAAAGUAUAAGAAGAUAAAAGAUGAAGAUAACUGGUUUGAAAUUAAUGAAGACACUGGUGACUUGAGGACUGUAAAAGUGCUAGAUAGAGAAUCAAAAUUUGUAAAAAAUGACCAGUACAACGUGUCUGUGGUUGCAACGGAUGCAGAUGGCAGAUCUUGUACUGGGACAUUAGUCAUUCGCCUGGAAGAUUUUAAUGAUCAUUCACCACAAAUUGAAAAGGAAAUCACGAUUUGUCAAAAUGAUAAGGAUUUUGCUGUUCUUCAACCUGAAGACCUAGAUGGGCCUGACAAUGGUCCACCAUUUGAAUUCCUUCUGGAUAAUUCUGCCAGUAAAUUUUGGACUAUAGAACCAAAAGAUGGUGGUAAAACUGCCAUUCUUCGUGAACGGCAAAAUCUUGAUUUUAACUUUUACCGCGUGCCUAUCCAAAUAAAAGAUAAACGUGGUUUUUCUGCAAGACACAUCUUAACAGUGAGAGUAUGUGACUGUACAACUCCGACUGACUGUAAAAUGAAAUUUAGCGGUGACAGAGAUAUCAAGCCACCAAAUGUAAUACUUGGAAGAUGGGCUAUUCUUGCCAUGGUGUUGGGCUCUGCAUUGCUGUUAUGUAUACUGUUCACGUGUUUCUGUGUUACUGUGAAGAAAACAGUAAAGAAAUGCUUUCCAGAAGAUGUGGCUCAGCAAAAUUUAAUUGUAUCAAAUACUGAAGGACCUGGAGAAGAAGUAAUGGAUGCAAAUAUUCUACUCCCCACACAGACAUCCAACAUUUGUGACACAAGUGUAUCUGUUGGCACUCUUGGUGGCCAGGGGAUCAAAACACAGCAAAGUUUUGAAAUGGUCAAAGGUGGCUACACUUUGGAUUCCAACAGAGGAGGUGGACAACAGACCUUGGAGUCUGUCAAGGGAGUAGGGCAGGGAGGAAUGGAUACCGGCAGAUAUGCAUACACCGACUGGCACAGCUUUACCCAACCUCGGCUUGGCGAAAAGGUGUAUCUUUGCGGUCAAGAGGAGGAGCACAAGCUUUCUGAUGAUUACGUGCGGUCGUACAACUACGAAGGAAAAGGGUCUGUGGCUGGCUCGGUAGGCUGCUGCAGUGACCGACAGGAAGAAGAGGGGCUUGAGUUUCUAGACCAUCUGGAACCCAAAUUUAGGACGCUAGCAAAGACAUGUAUAAAGAAAUAAAUGUGCUCUUUAAUAGAGGAACACCUACAAAUGCUCAUGUAGGAGCUUAUUAAGAGUUAAGUGAUAGUGACAUCUACUUAUGUGUUGUUUUCGAGAGGAAACCUUUGUGUCUUUGAUGGACAAGAUGCAAUACACAGGUAGCUAGCUAGCUCCCCCCAAUUCUCCUUGUCUGACAGAGCUUUCCUGAACUCUAGAUAGAACUUCCACUUGUUGAUUUUGCUCUUGUAUAUACUGCUCUUUCCAGGACUGUGUGUUUUCUUGCUCACUCUUUGAAGACUUAGUUACUUUGCAUGAUACUGAAGAGAAUAUGGGAGAAGGGGGAGGGGGGUGUGGAGGUGAACCAAAAAAUUAUCUUUUAUAAAAACUGAAAUACUUCCUUCAAAACCCAGAGGAGAAUUAUGCUUUUAGAAAUAAUACUUUUGGUGCUCAAGAACUACUUCCUUUAUAAAAUGGCUCUAUGUAUUGGAGGACUUAAAAAUAAUCUUUGGUUCAGCUUUCCAUUUGGUAAAUAAGAGCUCACUUCUUACUAUACUUUUUACUCUGCAGAGGGGUUCCCAUAAGGAUUUUUGUUGUUGUUGUUAUAAAUAUAUAUUUCAAGAGUCCUCAGAGAUUCUUCUUGGUAUCCACUUUUGUGGAUGUGUCAUAGAAUUCCCGAGGUUUCUAGGAAGUUCAAAAGGCCUGGACAGUCAUUUGAUUUCUAAGGAUCACUAAGGAAUAUUUCCAUGACAGAGUUACACCUUCACACUCAAAAAUUAACUGAAAUUUGCAAAUAUAUUCUGGUUGCCAAACAUAAUGUACUACAACUUUUAUAAAUUAAAGAUAUCUUAGUAAGAAUAUGCAUUCUCUAGUUAGAUUUGGGCCAACCAUUGGUAAGCAUUGGUGGAACUAACCAGACAAGCAUUUGACUUGGAACUCGGAUCAGUAGCACUUAGUUCUUAGAGUAUGUUAAAAAUGGAACAUGUGUUUACAUGGAGGCUUAAUAUUGAGUCUAAACUGUUAAAGAAAACAUAAUGGUGAGUAAAGGUGGCAUGGAUGUGUUAAAAAAUAAAAUCUACUAAAAAGACAUUUAGAAAAAUAUUGUUGAAUUAUGGAUAAAUUGAUGACCACACAUCAUUAUUUUGGAUGUAUAAUGAAACAAAACUUUUUUUUUUUUAUUAAGUUAACAUGAGUGACUGGGGAAGUGACUCAAUUUGUAUGCCUGAGACUCCCAGUUUCAUCUGUAGCACACAUGUACCAGAGUAGUGCUCUGGCUUAUUUUCUUUCUCUCUAUUUCAUAUACGAGUCAUUAUAUCUCAUAUGAAACAAAUAAAAUGAAAAAAAAAACCUUAAGACUUCCAAGGAAACUGUAUGUUCAAUUAAUAAACCAAGCUCUAUGCAUUCACAGAUUGCAACUGCAUGUCACAUGCAAAUUUUCUAUCCAGACAAAAUCUUUUAAAAAUAAACCAACUAUUAAAAAAAUAUGUGGUUCAGAUUUUAAGAUUUUGUGAUUAAUUUUCUUAUGUCAGUCGCAGUUUCUACUUAAGAAAAUUAGUGUAAAACUGUACCUUAGAGAUAUUAAAAAGGAGUUCUGAUAAAUAAGAUUUUAUUUAUUUUAUAAGGUAUGACUUAUCUGGUAAUUAUGAAUAAGAUAAUUUGGGAGAUAAUGCUUUUUCUGUACACAUUCUUCUGACAAUGAUAUCAUUUUUAAAAUUUAAAAGUAGAGCAUCAUUGUAAAUUUUUAAUGAUAUUUUAAUAUUUGAUUGUUAAAUCUUUUGAGUGUAGGUACAUGAUAUUUUCUGAGCAACUAAAAAUUAUUAACCACCAAUUAACUUAUUUGUGCCUGUUUGCUUCAUAUUUCUUACAUUUGCUUAUGUAUUAAAGACAAAUUUAUAUAUUAAUAUAAACUACAAAUGUCAGAGACAGAUUUUUUUAGUAAAAGAAGACAUUUGGAAAGCUUUACCAAAAUUUCCAAAAAAAAAAAAAACGUGAAAAUAGUUUGAGUUUUGCAAUUUUGACUCUUUAACUUUUUAAAAAAUAUCAUUAAAAUUUAUCUCACAGAAGAA